UUCACAAUUGCUGAGAGUGUUUUUGUUGUCAUAAAGAGCUUUUGUAACUUGCACAUGAUAAUUUAAAAGAGUUCAAGUUAAAUAAUGUUAUAUUUAACAACAACUUAGCUGCACUGCCCAACAUGACAAUUAAAAAAAAAAAACAAAUUACAAGCUUGAAUUUAGAUCAAAAAUAGUAACACACUAUAAAUUAAUUGGUCAGUAAGAAAAAUAAUAAUAAAAUUUGGAGCAACACACACUCAAGUCUGUCUGUGACAUCAUACAUAUUGGAAAAAGAAUAUAAAUAAUUUACACUUUAUUAUUAAUUAUCCAAUGCAGUUAAAAAUGGCAGAUAAAGAUGUAAUUCAAUUGGAAAGUUCAACAAAACAAAUAAAAAAAGGAACAACAAUAUUAACUGCUGAACCAUUUGCCUUUGUAUUGAGUGAUCAACAUAGAAAAGAAAGAUGUGAUUAUUGUUUUAGAAGUAUAAAAAUAUCAAGAUGCUCUGGAUGUCAGUAUGUAUAUUAUUGUGGAAGAAAUUGCCAAAGAAAAUCAUGGUCAAUACAUAAAAUUGAAUGUCCAAAUAUUAAAAAAAUUCAUCCAAGAGUUUUGCCUGAUGCUGCCAAGAUGAUGUCAAGAAUAAUCAUCAAGUUGAGUCAAGGUGGUGCUGAUGAGUGUGGCUAUUAUACACCAUCAAAAUAUAGAAAAUUUUAUGACAUGAUGUCACAUACAAAUAAUAUUAAAAAUGAUAAUAAAAAAAUGGAACAUUUUACAUCAUUGAGUAUGAUUUUAAUUAAAUAUUUACCAAAAGACAUACUUCCAGAUAUCAAAGAGUUACUUGGUAUAUUUGGAAGAAUGAGUGUUAAUUCAUUCAACAUACUUGAUACUGAUAUGACAAGUUUAGGAGUUGGUAUUUAUUUAGGACCAUCAAUUAUUGAUCACAGUUGUAAACCAAAUGCACAUGCUGUUUUUGAAGGUACCAAAAUAAUUAUAAGAACACUUGAUGAUCUUCCAUCACUUGAUUGGUCAAAGAUUAGAAUAACGUAUAUUGACUUAUUGAGAGAUACUAAAACCCGAAGAGAUGAAUUACAGAGAGCAUAUUAUUUUUUUUGUGAUUGUGAACGUUGUAGUUCACCAGAAACCAUUGAAAUAUCAGCAGCAUGUCCAAAUAAAAAAUGUACAUAUCCAUGUAUACCAGCUGAUACGAAAAAUUGUGCUAAAUGUGGUGAAAAAUAUCCAGAUAAUUAUCAGGAAAAAUUUAAUCAAGUCACUGAACUAUCAUUGUACCAUUUGGAAAAAAUGGCUCAUACAGCUUAUUUAGAUGCAAGUAGAAUGUGCCUGGAAAAGCAAGAUGGCAUAUUACAUCCUUACAAUCUUUUGUCAAUUAGAAUGCUGGAAAUGGCACUUGUUGCUGCAAUGAAUUUAGAACUUUGGCAAGAAGCACAAAUUUAUGCUGAAAAAUUAACACCAAGAUAUUUAUUUUAUUUUGGUGAUAAUCAUCCAAUGUCUGGACAGGUACAUUAUGUACAGGCAAAAUUACUGUCUUUUCAACGACGAAAUAAAGAAGCAUUUGAAUAUAUAACAAAAGCAGAAAAAAUGAUUAAAAUGGCAUUUGGUGAUUGUCAUUAUAAAAUGAGAAAUGAAGUUAGACCAUUGUUGGAACAGCUUUUAGCUGAGCAUCACAUGAUGAAUUAUUAAAUUAUAAAAAUUAUAUCAACACAAAUAUCACUGCCAUUUUGUAGAUUUAAAAUCACUUAUUUAAUAUUUUAUGCAAUUAUAAAGACAAUUUAUUAUACAAUUAAAAAAACAUUAAAAAAGCCAAAAGAAAAAA
This is a messenger RNA of Aphidius gifuensis, 1810 nucleotides long. It is a transcript of the gene Smyd3, whose product is annotated as histone-lysine N-methyltransferase ASHR1. Gene Ontology annotation, cellular component: nucleus. Bases 313 to 1677 code for a protein of 454 amino acids. Gene Ontology annotation, molecular function: protein binding. Lineage: Eukaryota; Metazoa; Arthropoda; Insecta; Hymenoptera; Braconidae. The transcript is spliced from 6 exons. The record is from RefSeq and is a predicted model, not a curated record.